This is a messenger RNA of Oryzias melastigma (Indian medaka), 1202 nucleotides long. Its product is annotated as ras-related protein Rap-2a. Gene Ontology annotation, molecular function: GTPase activity; GTP binding; GDP binding. The record is from RefSeq and is a predicted model, not a curated record. Bases 389 to 727 code for a protein of 112 amino acids. Gene Ontology annotation, cellular component: plasma membrane. The transcript has a single exon. Gene Ontology annotation, biological process: Rap protein signal transduction; negative regulation of cell migration. NCBI's taxonomy places the organism in Eukaryota, Metazoa, Chordata, Actinopteri, Beloniformes, Adrianichthyidae.
UCCAUAUCUCCAUCCCAUCGGCCGACCCAGAGGCGUGGAUCCCCGCGCCGCCGCCGUCCGCCCUCACGAGGCGGGUUCGGUGCUUCUCCUUUAACUCGGCUGUCGUGCAGCGGGAUGCAGCGUUCGCGUCCCGCCAAACAUGCGCCGCGCGGACGUUUCUAAUAAUAGCCGAUCCUCGUUUUCCCGCGCCGCCGCGCUGCAUUAUGAAUGCCCUUGGAACGGCGUCCCUUCCGGAUAGCAGCGUGGGAAUCUAGCGGCCGAGCAUCCCCGGGAUCGAUGCUCCAGCAUCCCGCCGCGCGCCCGUGACCGUGACAGCAUCUCUCUGCGCGCAGGCCGGCCGGCUGCGGGGAUGCGCUCCUGCGCGUGACGGAUCCAGCUCUGCGGGGCCAUGCGGGAGUACAAGGUGGUGGUGCUGGGCAGCGGCGGGGUGGGCAAGUCCGCGCUCACGGUCCAGUUCGUCACCGGGACUUUCAUAGAGAAGUACGACCCGACCAUUGAGGAUUUCUACCGGAAGGAGAUCGAGGUGGACUCGUCCCCGUCGGUGCUGGAGAUCCUGGACACGGCGGGGACCGAGCAGUUCGCCUCCAUGAGGGACCUCUACAUCCGGAACGGCCAGGGCUUCAUCCUGGUCUACAGUCUGGUCAACCAGCAGAGCUUUCAGGACAUCAAACCCAUGAGGGACCAGAUCAUCAGGGUGAAGAGGUGGGACAACUUUUUCCGCAUCUGAACACUCCAUUUUAAUAUUUACACGUCACUUCUUCAAAUCUAAUUCAUUUAGGGGUACCCCCUGGAUCUAGUGUAGGACAUGCUAGGUUAUGUUAAUUACAAUUACAGAUGACAACAUACUUUCUAUGAAAUGUGUGUCCUAUUCAUAUAAAGUGCAAUUAAAAACCAAAAAUUAAGGAGAAACAUUUGUAAUUACAUUAAAAUCAGAACCGCUUUAAAACUAAAACGAUUAUUUAAAUUGGUCUGAAUUAUUUAGAGGAUAAACAUGAAGUAAAACUGAAGUAAAAAUGUUUUUUUUUUAUUAAUCUUAAGUGCAAAAAUGAAUAAAUAAUCAAUUGAAGGGGAAACUUGUUUGUUUGUAACAUUAAAAUCAUUGCAAUCUUAAAACUAAAACCCUAAAAACUUGUACAUUUAUCCCCAAAAACUCCACAGAGGAUAAAUAUUCAUGGAAAGUGCAAUAAAAAAAAACAUGGUUA